This is a messenger RNA of Sodiomyces alkalinus F11, 1804 nucleotides long. RefSeq lists its product as hypothetical. NCBI's taxonomy places the organism in Eukaryota, Fungi, Ascomycota, Sordariomycetes, Glomerellales, Plectosphaerellaceae. The record is from RefSeq and is a predicted model, not a curated record. The coding region runs from base 198 to 1562 and encodes 454 amino acids. The transcript has 2 exons.
UCCAGGCGGAAAGUUUUCCAUCUGCUCGUCUUCUGGGAGUUCCCUCACCUGGAACCUCUCGACAUCUCCCAGGGCAUCCUUUACUUCUGGUAGACAGGUUCGCGGGUAAAUCUCGACAAAACCACUUGACACGUCGCCGUCUUCUCUUCCUCCCCCCUCAAUCCGUUAAAAGGAAACAAAAAAAAGAGGCUGCCGUGAUGGGUCGACUUCUGGCCGUGCUCGUCUUCGCCCUCUGGGCAGCGGUUUGUCCGUCACGGGCCAACCAGAUACCGCAACUCGCCAUGGGACUAGGACUAUCCACAAUCGAUUCGUCCGAGGCCCAGCUCAGUGAUCUUCUCGUGCCAGAAACCAGCGCAAACUCGUCCGUUGUAUCAUCCGAGGACUUGGACGGCAACGAACUCGGACUUGUCGCUCUCAUGCCGAGACAGCGCCAAUGCGUGAACCCCGGACACUACAUCUGCGCAGACGGCGUAAGGUGCUGCCCCAACGGAGACACCUGCGUCUCCGUUGGUUGCUGCCGGGGGAACACGAGGCUAUGCAGCGCCAAUAGUUGCUACGACCCGUCCAGUGAGAAGUGCUGCAGCGACUACAUCGUCUGCCCCAGCGGCUGGGACUGCGUCGGCGGCGGCUGCUGCCCCUCAGGACAAAGACGCUGCGGCAACUCCAAGUGCUACAACCCGAACACCCAGACCUGCUGCACCGGGCCCGGCACCGUCUGGGCCUGCACCCGCUCCCAGGCGUGCUGCCCCAACGGCUACUGCCGCAACCCGAACACCGAGCAGUGCUGCCAGGGCGGCACCUGCGACAACGAUACAACCUGCUGCCGGUAUGAGUGCUGCCGCUCCAUCGGCUACUGCGGCUCCGACGGCUACUGCAAGCCCUGCCCGCCCGCCACCCGCACCGUGACCUCCACCUGGAGCAGCACAACCACCCUGUUCCGCACCGUGACCAUCACGCGCGACCCGGCCCCCGAGACCGAGGACGCCCCCGAAUUCACCUGCAUUCCCAUGACCGCCACCAACAUCGAGGGCGCCACUCUCGAGCUGGCCGAGGACUGCGGCCUCCAAUACAACCCGCCCGCCAGCCCCACAACCACUCCCGCCGCCGCCGCCGCCGCCGCCGCCAUUCGCGCCCGGGAUUCGAACCCCGACCCCACCAUAGCAGCAGCCAACCCCCUACUACUGCCGCGCCAGGCCAAUUGCGUACCUUUCACGACGCAGACGACGACCAUGUGGGUCACGCAACCCUUCACGACCACCCAGACACGUUCGAGGACGAUCCGAGGACCGGGCGACGACGAAGGCUUCUCGUGUCCCGAGAUGGAGGCCACCAACGCCGUCGGCGACGUGUUGGCCAUGGACGCGUCGUGUGCCCUGUCCUUCUCGCCCGGCACGCCCACCACGCCCACCACGCCCACCACGCCCCCGGCGGGUCCCACUGUUGCCGAUCAGGGCCCUGGUCCUCUCGAUCCUGGCAGUGGGGCGGGCUCGCUGUGGAGCUCCUUUUCUACCGUACGGCAUUCUGUCGUUGUCGCUGUCUGUGUGGUUUACGUUUUGCUGUGAGACUUUUAUUUUCCUUCGCUCUAGUUGGGCCCAGGGAAGGAAGAGAGACGGAAGGGAGAGAGAUAUCGCAUUAUAUGAUGAAGAGGUCAGAGCUGGAAGAACUGAAAUGACAAUAACCCGGUUAUGUUAAAUCAGUUGAUGCUGCCUAUAUCGGUCAGUAUGGGAGUCAUAUAACACGAGAGGAGUGAAUGAAUCCUCGAGAAUAAUUUGAAUGAUACCCUUAAAUACCUGAAAACCGGACG